AUGCUUAGCAUAGGCAGGCACAGGCACGGCGGGUUACGGCCACCGGCCGUCGCUGGGGCCAUCUGUAUCUUCGUGCUGGCCACCGUAGCGGCCAUCCCGGUGGAACCCGACGUGAAAGUGGAAAACGCUGUUCCAGUCGACUCGUCCGCCCUGCUCGAAGCAGCGCUGUGCUUGCUCAAAUCCAACCCGGCCCUAUGCGUCCGACAGCAGGUUGGCCGGGUGCUCGGCAACUGGGAGGAUAUCCUGAACACCAAGAAGCUCGAAAUAUUGGCCGAAGCCGAUAAGGAGGUAACCGCAGCCCGGCAGAGCCGCGGGAUGAGUGAAGCCGACGCGAACCGCGGCAAACCCUCGACGGUGAUGGAGCAGAUCGAAACCGGUCUCGGGGUGCUGGCGGAGUUCGUAUCGGAAGGCGUCGACGAGUACAUGUCGGAGAAGAAGAAGAGCAAAGAUGGCGAGGAGUCGUCCAAGACGCACCUUCACCACCUGCUGAAACUAGGUAACGGUCGCACCGACGAGGACGAGGACUACCGCGACCCGCUCGCUGCUGUGGAGGCUGGUUUGGUGGAUUACGCUGGCAUGGCAUCGGGCAGCCCGGAAAAAGCACUUGGUAGAGGCAAGAAAGAGGGUGACCAAGCGGAUUAUGGGAUUGGUGGGAGUGGCGAACAUAGUGCUGGAGGUGGGUCUCGUAGUGUCGGCAGUGGCGGCGACGGCGGCGGCGGCGACGACGGCAGCGACGUCAGUGCACCGCCGGGCGGGAGCGUGGAGGAACGGCGCGCCGGGAUCGGCGCGGCCAGUCGGUUCGAGGACGACGAUGUCGGCGAACUGCGGAGACGACGAAAGCACAAGCACAAGAAGAAGAAGACCUUCAUGAAGCUGUUCAUUCUGGGCGCCGCGCUCAAGGCCAAGAUCGAGUUGCUGCUGAAGAUCCUGUCGUUCAAGCUGCAGCUAAAGUUCUUCGCCAUCGCCCUGAUCGGACUGAUCAUCAACAUUGCCCGCUUCUGGCUGGACUUCAAGAAGCAACCGCAACCGCAGAAAGUGAUCUACUACGAGCACGCUCAGCACCAGCACCAUUACGAUGAUCAUGGCGCCGAUGACUUUGGUGGCUACUGGAAGCGAUCGCUGCACGGUGCCCAGGCCGACGAGCGCUACGACGAACCGUACCUGUACCGGAACCCGAAGCACGCCCCGACCCCCUCCCACUAUGCUCCCCAGCUGGCGGACCCCCACGCCAUGGCUUAUCAGCAGCAGCGGCCAUACUGA
Messenger RNA from Anopheles bellator, 1260 nucleotides. RefSeq lists its product as uncharacterized. Lineage: Eukaryota; Metazoa; Arthropoda; Insecta; Diptera; Culicidae. The transcript is spliced from 6 exons. The record is from RefSeq and is a predicted model, not a curated record. Bases 1 to 1260 code for a protein of 419 amino acids.